UAAAGGCCUCAGCCCGCGGUGCGCGGCCUCUUCCUGUCUGUGCCUGGUCGGCGCGUGGUUAACGCGGAACGAUCGAGACGACUCGGCCGUGCCUUCAGCUUCGCCGCCGCUGUAGCCUUGCUUCGCGGCGUACUGGGGACGUUGCUCGCGGUUACCUUGGUCUUUGCAGUUGUACUUUAUUUACGAUGACGGAGUGGGAAACAGCUGCGCCUGCAGUAGCAGAGACCCCCGACAUCAAGCUCUUUGGGAAGUGGAGCACCGACGACGUGCAGAUCAAUGACAUUUCUCUGCAGGAUUACAUUGCUGUCAAGGAGAAGUACGCCAAGUACCUGCCCCACAGCGCGGGCCGCUAUGCGGCCAAGCGCUUCCGCAAGGCACAGUGCCCCAUCGUGGAACGCCUCACCAACUCCAUGAUGAUGCACGGCCGCAACAAUGGCAAGAAGCUCAUGACCGUGCGCAUCGUCAAGCAUGCCUUCGAGAUCAUCCACCUGCUCACUGGCGAGAACCCCCUGCAGGUCCUGGUGAACGCCAUCAUCAACAGCGGCCCCCGGGAGGACUCCACCCGCAUUGGGCGAGCUGGAACAGUGAGGCGGCAGGCUGUGGACGUGUCCCCACUGCGCCGUGUGAAUCAGGCCAUUUGGCUGCUGUGCACCGGUGCCCGGGAGGCCGCCUUCCGGAACAUCAAGACUAUUGCCGAGUGCCUGGCGGAUGAGCUCAUCAAUGCAGCCAAGGGCUCCUCCAACUCCUACGCCAUCAAGAAGAAGGACGAGCUGGAGCGCGUGGCCAAGUCUAACCGCUGAUCCCUGGCUGCAGCUGCAAUAAACCUGUUUGCCCUGUGGG
Molecule: messenger RNA, 840 nt
Organism: Odocoileus virginianus texanus
Lineage: Eukaryota; Metazoa; Chordata; Mammalia; Artiodactyla; Cervidae
Source: RefSeq, a predicted model, not a curated record